Messenger RNA from Prorocentrum cordatum, 2019 nucleotides. NCBI's taxonomy places the organism in Eukaryota, Dinophyceae, Prorocentrales, Prorocentraceae. The record is from the annotation of a GenBank genome assembly.
AUGGCGCUGGGGCCGGCCUGGUUCGCGUGCCCCUCGUGCGACCGGAUGGUCACUGGGCUCGUCCUCGGAGCGGGCCCAGAGAACAUGCAGAGCAUGUGCCGCACGCAUUGCUGCUUCCAGUGCCGGGACAGCUCCGGGGCGCGGCACGACGAUUAUUGGUGCGCCGGGACCCCGGGCAGCGGGCUGCGGCAGGUGGAGAUCCCUCGCAGCGGCGGCGGCGGCCCCCUCCUGGCCCACUGCGUCGUCCACGAGCCGAGUUGGGAGGCAGUGCGCGCCCCCGUCCCCGCCCUGCUCUACCUGCACGGCAUCUCGGGCGCGUACUGGCCGGAGGCGCUGUACUGGGAGCUCUACAGCGUGGUGAGCUGCAACGAGGCGGCGGGGCGGUUCCUGAUCGUGGCGCCCCUCGCCGCGCCCGGGGAGCCGCUGGCCGUUGAGUCGGGUCGGCGGCGGCACCGCGACCGCUUCGGCAACCAGGCCCCAUACGUCGAGGAGUUCCAUUGCGAGCGCACUUGGCGUGCGUUUGUGUCGGUGUGCCGCGAGCUGGGCCCGGGGCUGGUCGACUUCUCGCGGCUAUGCGUCACGGGGUACUCGAUGGGGGGCUAUUCCGCCUGGAAGCUGGCAUUCCGCUACGGCUCCCUGCUGUCGGCCGUGGCGCCGAUGGCGAGCUACAUGUUCUGGCCAGAGGACGCGGACGAGCGCGGCGCCGCGGACCACUGCGCCGAGCUCGGCUCUCUGCCCAUCUGCUGGGCCGCAGACGAGCAGGACACCGCGAACUACUCGGUUUCACACCUCAGGUGGCUCGCCGGCACUCGCUCGCUCUGCCCCGAGCCGAGCGUCGCGGAGGCGCCCGUCGGCCGCCCGGGCGACCCGCGCGCGGGGGUCCAGGCGGUGUACUGCAACGAGGACGUGUUCGCGUUCUUCGGCUGGCUGGAGCGGUGCCGGAACCGCGCGGGCGAGCACCUGCUGAUCGCAGACUCCGAGAGAGACGGCUCCGACGUCGAGCUGGGCUGGAAGGUCGACGCCGACCCUGGCUCGGUCAUGCCCCUGGACCUGCACCACGGCGGCGGCGCGCGCGUGAUCCACUGCAGCCCGAGCCAGCUCGUGCUGCAGGUGCCUGAGCACCAAGCGCGUGACGCCCACGAGUGGCAGCACGUCACCGCCUCCCCGCACGUGCAUGGAUGUCGCCACCUCGCGGACCGCGACAUGUACCAUAGAGUUGUGAAGGUGGACGACGUCCAGCCCAUAGCGGAUCAUCCGGACAGACAUCACACAGUGAGGUUGACGACGAAGGAGUUAAAGUCGGCGAAUGAGGUGUUCCCGAAUUGUGAGGUGUUCUUCAGCUUCAACCCCGUUGGCUCGCAGGCCCCAAGGCCGACGCCGCCCGCGGCGGCGCCGCCAGCUCCAGCGCGGCGGCUCGGGGGACUCGGCGGCACGGCGGGCAUGCGGUACAACAAGCCGAAGGUUUCCUCGUCCAGCAGCUUCCAGCCCGCCGAGCACCACGUCGAGAGCAUACUCAACCUGCAGCUGCCCCAUCAGAUGAGCAAGAUCGCCUACAAUUGGGACUACGACAUGAACACGACCAAGAACCCGCAGUUCAGGUACAUCUUCCCCGGCGGCGUGGGGCUCAUGAGGCUUUACCAGCCCUACCUCAUCGCCAACAUUGGGCUCAGAGUCAACUUCAGCAGCCAGAUGAAAGACAUCAGGAAGCCGCCGCACGUGUUCAUCCGGAGCGAGAUCAAUGGCACCGCCAACCUGAACGCGGACAUCGCCACCAUGCUGAAUUUCACCAAACAGAAGCACGCCGCGCCCCCUACAGCAAGGACGAUCGCAAUCGAAGGUGCGGCCGGGAUGGUCGACGCCGGCAGCGGCACGGCGGGCCACCAAGUUGCGGCAGCCAAGUUCGUGUCUCUGCCAGGGGCCAGGCUCUCCGACUGCUUCUGGGCCUCCAUCGAGCGCUUGGGGUCCAUGGAGAGGCCGCUACAUUAUUGGACGGACAGCGAGAACGCUUGCGCGGGCUGA